AUGGAGCUGAAUAAAUAUCAAAAUGACAGUACCUCCCAAAGCAGCUUCCUUUCGAAGUUAAAUAUACAGGGCAAGAACCACAUCUUAUCAGACAUUCACGAGGAUUUUUUAAUAGCAUUUCUAUACAUCGCUCUCUUCAUAUAUACGUGUUAUAUUUUCCUCUCCCUGACUUUUUACCUGUCCACUAAAAAGAAAAGAAAGCACAUGUACGAAUCCAUGGGAGAGGUGCACUUCGACCAAAAGUUGAUAAAAAAAUCAGAGGACCUAAAAAGCUAUGCGUGGAUUAAUUGA
Messenger RNA from Plasmodium inui San Antonio 1, 291 nucleotides. RefSeq lists its product as hypothetical. NCBI's taxonomy places the organism in Eukaryota, Apicomplexa, Aconoidasida, Haemosporida, Plasmodiidae. The transcript has 2 exons. The record is from RefSeq and is a predicted model, not a curated record. Bases 1 to 291 code for a protein of 96 amino acids.